Molecule: messenger RNA, 3197 nt
Organism: Ornithodoros turicata
Lineage: Eukaryota; Metazoa; Arthropoda; Arachnida; Ixodida; Argasidae
Gene: Marf
Product: transmembrane GTPase Marf-like
Exons: 17
Coding region: 145-2469 (774 amino acids)
Biological process (GO): mitochondrion localization; mitochondrial fusion
Cellular component (GO): mitochondrial outer membrane
Molecular function (GO): GTP binding; GTPase activity
Source: RefSeq, a predicted model, not a curated record
AAACUAUUUCUGUCUACAGUCGCUUUCCACCAGAUGGCGGAGUGAUUAAAAAUGGCAGCGUACAUGUGAGAUUGAACCUCACGAACUCACGAAGGACAACACUUGGUGUCGGUCACGUGCAAUACAUUCGCGCUGGACAGUAGUAUGUCCGGCUCGAUCAGCCGGUCUGUGUCGUUGAGCCCGCUGGAUCCAAGCCCUCCGAGUCAACAGGGCUCUGGUUCGCCCCCAAGGGUUGCCGGCUUGCCUAAAGACACUCGCCAGCUGGCAGACCUCACAAUCUCACCGUUGAAAAUAUUCGUGUCGGCCAAAAAGCGUAUCAACGACGUUUUCGUGGGUAUCCAAGGAUAUGUUGAGGAGAGUUAUGGAUUCCUCCAAGCCCUCAAUUCUGGCAUGGAAGUGUUGGCGUCCCAGGACUGCACCGCUGUUGAGAAAUUUCGUGACAAGGUAGCAGGCAUAAGGGAUGUCUUAGCACGCGAUCACAUGAAAGUCGUUUUCUUUGGAAGGACAAGUAAUGGGAAAAGUACAGUUAUCAACUCCAUGUUACAAGACAAAAUUCUUCCCGCUGGACUCGGACACACGACAAACUGUUUCCUUCAGGUGGAGGGGUCUGAUGACUCUGAGGCCUAUCUUAUUACGGAAGACUCCAACGAACGGAAGAAUGUGCAGUCUGUGUCACAACUAGGAAAUGCACUGAACUCGGAGUCUCUUGGAGAGAGCACCUUGGUAAGAAUAUUCUGGCCCAAGGACAAGUGCAACCUCCUUAAGGAUGACGUGGUUCUUGUUGACAGUCCUGGAAUCGAUGUUUCCCCCAACCUUGACUUAUGGAUUGAUAAGCACUGCCUUAAUGCAGACGUCUUCGUGCUUGUGGCGAAUGCAGAAUCCACUCUGAUGGUCACUGAGAAAAACUUUUUUCAUAAAGUCAGCGAACGUCUUUCGAAGCCAAACAUUUUCAUCCUGAAUAACAGAUGGGAUGCGUCAGCCUCUGAACCUGAAAUAAUAGAAAAGGUUCGAAAGCAACACCUCGAAAGGAAUUUAGCAUUCCUGGUUGAUGAACUACAUGUCACAAAUAGGCAGCAGGCUGAAGACAGAGUAUUCUUUGUGUCAGCGAAAGAGGUGUUGAAUGCUCGGUUGAGGAAGCAACAGGGACUUCCACAGCACUCUGGAGCAGGACUUGCUGAAGGAUUUCAAGGGCGGUACUUCGAAUUCCAAGAUUUUGAACGAAAAUUUGAGGAGUGCCUAUCAAAAUCGGCUGUCAAAACGAAGUUUGAACAGCACACUCAAAGGGGGAAAAAGAUCACAGGGGAGCUGAAAGCCAUCAUGCAAAAAGUUCAUGAACAUGCAAGUCAACUGAAGUUGCAGAAGCAGACUCACAGGAUGGAACACUGGGAGAGAAUGGAGUUCACACAACAACAGCUGCAGCUUCUAACAGAAGAAGUGAAACAUCGCAUCAGCCAGCUGGUAGAGCAAGUUGAGCAGCAAGUUGCUGCUGCCCUCAACGAAGAGAUCCGUCGUCUGGAAAGUCUCGUGAACGAGUUCGAGAGGCCAUUCCACCCCGACGCCCUCGUGCUCAGUGUGUACAAGAAGGAGCUCCACACAUAUGUUGAGAGAGGACUUGGAAGCAAUCUUCGUGGUCGGCUGUCAAACACCUUGCAGAUGUCUGUGGAAGGCGCUCAGAAAGAAAUGAUUGGACGAAUGUCAUCUCUCAUUUCACCUGAGCAUCAUCCUCAAAUGCUCAAUGUUCUUCCCCGUCAUAAUUUUGAAGUUCUGUACCGCCUCAACUGCGAGAGCCUAUGCUGUGACUUCCAAGAGGACCUUGAGUUCCGUUUCUCUCUCGGUAUGGUUAACUUGGUGAGGUUCUUCCUCGGGCCGCACCGUGCAAGAGCUGCCCUUGGUGGCUCUUAUUCACCUUCAGUGCCGAGACCCGUUGCCAGCACGCCUCAAACUCCGAGCAAUGACAUCAAGACACUGAUCAACCCUCCUGCAGAUUACUUAGCUAUGGUACACAAGCUGGCUGUUGUAUCACCGUCCUCGCAGACAGCUGUUGGUACCCUGGCCAUUUGUGGCUUUAUGAUUCGAACUGUUGGCUGGAAGGUCAUCGCCGUAACUUUUGGACUGUAUGGCGCACUGUACUGCAUGGAGCGUAUGCUGUGGACAAACAAAGCCAAGGAACGAUCGUUCAAGAAGCAGUACGUGCAGCAUGCUACAAGGAAGCUUCGUCUGAUUGUUGACCUCACCAGUGCUAAUUGUAGCCAUCAAGUCCAGCAGGAGCUGUCGAGCACUUUUGCACGACUCGGUCACCUUGUGGAUGAGGUUGUAAGUGAGAUGGAUGAGGAGGUUAAAAAGUUGGAUCAGGAGAUCGGCAAAAUGGAGGACGCUGCAACCAAUGCCAGGAUACUAAGAAACAAGGCUGGCUACCUGAUUAGUGAGCUGGAAACAUUUUCACAGCAGUAUCUGCAAUAUGACCAGUAGUGGAUCGUGACCAUUCAGAUGAAGACCUGCUUGGUGGACGUGCACACCUUGAAGUGAAACUACGACUGCUUUUCUGCUUACUUAUUUGUAUACAGCAGUUUUGUGAAUACUUCUCCUUUCUUUAUUCUCUCUCUUUCUCUCUCUCUGACCAUUCUACACACUAGGUCUCUUUAGCAUUUCUCAAAAUUCCGUUGUCGUUUGCACGUUUAGAGGGCUUUGCGAGGAGCAUUGAAACUGGAACAAAAUUCAUUCAGGAUGGCUGACUUUUCUAAUGGGUACCAUAAUCUGAUAUAUGUAGAUGUACUCUGUGAACAACUAGCGCGGAUUACAAUUGCAUGCGUAGGACCGAGAGGCAGUGGUCAUAUUUACAGAUGUUUUUCCUACCUGCCUCCCUCUUUCACUCUACGACGUUUACGUUCUGCUAUUUUUCCUGAUUUGGAUGUAUUACUCAUUGAGUGUUUCAAACACAGUGUUGGGGGAUAUUAUGCUUCUCCCCUAUUUCUUUGGUUGUCUACUGCAGUUAAAGCUUGCAUUUUACUUUUAUGUUGUGCAGUCCUGCAUGCGUUUGACAAAAUGCGUCGCAUCAGCUCGUGACUAUAGACAGGCGGUCAUUAGGUCUGCUGUAAAAAGAUAUUCUUUGUUUGUGUAUGAUGGAAGCAGCGUAUUAGGUGAGAUGUUUAUUUUGUUGCUGUAGGUCUAAUUAGUAAAUAAAGAAUGUUUCUGUAAUA